GUCCAGAGCGGUCGCAGCGCGCUUUCUCCUGGGCGAUCCGUCGGCAUUCGGGCCGGCGCCGCCGUCGGCGAUGGACCACGACGAGGAUAGGUCCUUGUCUCUGGGAACGGAGGUCUCGGCCUCCGUGCCCCCCCCGAGUCCUCUCACGGGAUGCUAUCUGCUGGCCGUCAUCGGCGAGCCUCACACUCAAGAGGAUAAGGAGAUUAUCCUGCAGCGCCUCGUCAAAGGCCUGCUAUCAUGGGAUUCUGGCGAACACCAGGUCGACUUGGAGAAGGAACUGGCUACCCUCACGGCGCAGGCACCCGAGGGGGAGGAAGCCAGAUAUGGCGAGCGUCUGAUCCAGUACGCCUCCGAGAACCUGGUGACGGAGAUCCUGAUCCACCCACAGAUGAACACGCUGAUGCAGUGUAUGAGGAACCUGCUCAGCUCGUUCACCCGACAUAGACAUUUGAUCCACGCCGGCUACACCUUCUCUGGGAACGGCUCUUGGAUCAUGCAGGACGGUACAUUCUCGCUAGCCGACUUCACAGACGCGUACCAAGAGAACGAAGUACAGCGCGUGAUCCGCGCAUACGAGAACUCAAUCUCCAUUGACAUACACUGCGCGGCCGCGGGCGACUGGGCGCGCCUGCCGCAGUCCCCGGCCGCCAAGCACUGCGCCAUACGCGUCAACCCCACGGACAUUAUCGACUCGGGCUCGCAACCCAUCAAGGACUUUAUCGCCUACCUGGAACCGUACAUAGUUCCAGCUAGCCUGGAACAGCUACUGGUGCCCAGUGACGUGGUGGGCAACAUCCGAUUCAGUCACCCCACGCUCUAUGUGUUCCCUGGUGGACAGGGGGACGCUGCUCUCUUUGGAAUCAACGGAUUUAAUAUGCUUGUGGACGGCGGGUUCUCCCGCAAGGCGUGCUGGUGGGACUUCGCGCGUCACCUCGACCGCCUGGACGCGGUGCUGCUCACUCGCCUUAACAACUGCUCUGUGGCCGGCCUGGCUGCUGUACUGCGCCGUAAGGCUACGGCUAGUGUGUAUCCCCAGAUUGGACACUUCUUUUGUAACCUCGAGGAGCGCGCGGGCCCCUCCACCGAGGAGGACAAGGACGACCCGCUGCAGGUGUCGCUGGUGCGCGCGGGCGCGGCGCUGCUGGCCGACCUGCGCCGCCUGCAGCUGCGCGCGCACGCGUGCUACCGCAGCGACCGCCCCGUCAACCUGUACCACAAAGUGGGCCACGGGACGUUGGAUAUGUACGUUUUGAAUCCGUCCAAGGACUCGAAGUAUGUUCGUGAAUUCUUAAAGAAAUGGCAUAGUGGUGAACAAAAGCUAUUCGAAGGUGCUAAUAUUUCUGGAACAUUUAAUUUUCCGAUACCUAACUUAGUGUCAAUAUGUGCAUUAUUAGUAUGGCGACCUGCAAAUCCUGAUGAUAACAUUACACGCCUUAUGUUUCCCGGAUCUACGCCUCAACACAAGAUAUUUGAAGGUUUAGAGAAGUUAAGACAUUUAGAGUUUCUUCAACAUCCAACUUAUACGGGCCGACAAAUGGCAAGCGUUCCUGUUGCUCAAACUAAAACGACUGUGACCUCUACAAAAACGACAAAAACUGUCAGCAGUAAAACAACUAAAGACAAACCAAUAUUGACUGAAAAAAAAGAUGAGAAAAUUGUGGACCAAGAAACAAUAUCUAAAUUUGAUAAAAUCAAGGAUGAAGCGGUUUCAAAAAAUAUAAUCGACAAUAAAUUGAUAAGUGAACUUGUUGAUGAAGAGGACAAACGAAUCGAAUCUGUAUUACAAGAAACAAUUAUUGCAAGAGCAGAUACAAACAAAUUAGAAGAAAAAAUAGCACAAUACGAAAGCACUGUUACAGAUAGUUUAAUAAAGAAAAAAGAUGUAAGAAAAACAGAAAAAUCUAGUGACAAAAAAACAAAACGUGUUGAUAAGACUGAAGGUAUAAAAGAUACUGUACAAAAAGAAGAUUCCAAAAAACAAGAAAUAGACAAUAAAUUUAGAAUUGAAUCUAGAAGAAAAGCGGAAAAAACGAAAUCGGAAUUAUUAACAUCAGUAUCAAAAAGUAAAGCUAGUCAUCGAAUUACACAAAAAAGUGCUGAUAAAAAAAUUAGUAGUACUACGACUGCUGAGAAAAAGGGUGUCGCAGAGGAUAAAAAGUCCCCUCCAACCACGCCAAAGAAGAGCAGUGAAAUUAAAGGACAAAUGGUAAAGGAUAAAGUAAAGCUCAAAACAAGGCGAAUAAGUCCUGGAAGCACUCCGGCAAAAAGUGCAAAGGAAGCUAGUAAUCGACGCGUUCUAGAGUCUAAAUUUAAGCAAGUGUCACCUAAACGAGACCUGGUGCAAAAAGCACCUGAGAAAAAAGAACCAAAGCCUAAACGAGAACCGAUUUCGAGACGACCAAGACCUUUAGCAUCACCCGUCAAGGGAUUGAAAGCAGCUAAAAGUCCUUCAAAAAGUGUUAAGUCAAUAAAAACUGAUACAUCAAAGUUAAUAGGAUUACAAAGGGUAAAUUACGAGGACAUAUUAAAAGAUGCCAAAAAGUCUGAUGAGGAUACUUCCAGAUCUAUUGAUGACAUUAAACAGCAAGAAUUGGAUGAAAGGGAAGAACAGGAAAUAGUUAGAGAAAUUGAAGCAGUAUUUAAGCGUGAUGGUGACGCAGAAGAAAAAGUUGAAUUCAUUGGUCGUUCUGACAUUGAAAAAAUUACAUGUUUGUUGGAUGAAACAAAAAGGGAAGCUAUUAUUGAUGGAGAAUUUGAAGAAGAGUAUUUGAUAAUUGAAAAAGAAGAAGUUGACCAAUAUACUGAAGAUUCUAUUGCUGAAAAAGAAGACGAGUUACAAAAACAUAUAAAAGAUAAAGAAGAAUCUGAAAAAGUUAAAAUAAAAGAUAUUGACGAUAAAGCAAAUGAAGAAACAAAAGCUAAACUGACUCAAGAUCAAGAAAAACGACUAGAUUCUAAAGAUCAGUCGAUAAGUGUCGAAGAAAAACAAGAUAUAAGCAGUGAAAAAAGAACAUCUGAUAGCAAGAGUGCUGUAAAACCAAAGGACUCACUUGAAAAUAUAAUACAAGAAUCACAACCUGAUGAAAAAGUAUCAACAACUAUAGAAUCAGGUGCAACAACAGCACCCACUCUUCCAGAAGAUGAACGUAUUCCAUUAGAUGAAAUAAAAGAAGACCAACAAAUUGAAGAAAAGUAUAUCAAAGAACAUACCAAGGAAAUUGUUCAACCAAAAGGAUCUUUCGACAUUCAAAAACCUACAAGCUUAGAAAGAGGAAUAAAACUUACACCGCAUCAAGUCCCAAUAAGGGAUAUCGUUAAAACCCCUGAUGAAGUUGCUGAUCUUCCAUUACACGAAGAAGUAGAUUAUAGGACAUAUGAAGAAAAGAAAACUCCUAUUACGGAAGAAGUAAUGAAGCGAAAGCACAGUGAAACAAUGAAAGAAACAAAAGUUCCAAAAGUAUUACCAUUGACUAUUAAAGAAGAUAAAGGAAUGCAAGAUAUAAAAACAAUUCAAGAAAAUGUUAUCGUUAGUACUAUUCAACGCCCGUCACAUCCAGAAUUAGUAACAGUUACCCCUGGAUCAGCUCCAGAAUCACCUAUGUAUCAAGACCAAAUGAAGGAGUUUGUAGCUGGAAAACCCUUAGAACCAGUUAAAGAAUAUGGAGACCGUCAAUAUAGUUACGGACAAUUUACAGAAGCAUUACGGGAAACGCAUAUUACUACUAUAGAUUCACCAAUUAAAGAAGACGUUAUGGGUAUAGAGGAAUUACAUACAAUGCCUGAUAAAAUUCCCUCAAUACCAGAAGACGUAGAAAAAGAAAUAGAAGAAGCACAAAAAUUAGAAUCUACAGAGAAACCCCCCCUUAGCCCGAAGGACGUUGAAAAAAUUGUAGCAGGUGUCGCCGAGGUACUUAAAUCUGAAAAAACUUUAGAGGAAUUAAUUGCGGAAAAAUCUCCAAUUUUAAUGAGAUCACCAGAAAAAUCGGCUCCCACAACUAUGCCCGAGGAUAAUAUAAUUGAAGCAACUAAAUCAUUUUUAUUGAGUCAAAAAGAUAUAAUACAUACUGAUCAUCCAUUACCACAAGUUGAAAAGCGAGCUGAAGACAGUGAGGAAUUAUACCGCAAAGAGAAGUCUAUUGAAACUACAGAAAAAAUGCAAAAAGAAGUUUCCCCAGUUAAGUCCAUAACAUCUGAAGAUGUAAGCGAAACUUCCGAAAAAACGGUUCUCAGUGAAAGUAAGAGACUUGCAAAUGACUUAAAAGACAAAUUGUUACCUGAAGAUAAAGAACAAGAGAAAUCUGAGAAACGCAUAAGCCUGACAUUAGAGUCUGCCAAAACACUAGAAAAAUUGGAAGAAAAAAUAGCGGAGUUGAAGAAAAAAGACGAAACUGAAAGCAAAGAAUUGGUUUCAACGACAUAUUCAAAAGAAAUAACGAGAGAUGAGAAAAAGCCUUUCAGUGAAGUUCUUGAAAAGGAACAUCCUACUGAAAGCUUGGAUGUAAGUAUUUCAAAGGCUGAAACUAAAUUAAGUCCUUCUUCUGACAAACUUGUUCCGAAACAAGUGAGUGCAGAUAAAGAUUUUGAGAUACAUAAAGAAGAAAUAACUAGCAAAGCAUCAAAGGAUAAGAAAAAAGAGACCAAGUCUGUCAUAGGAAGCUUCAUGGAUAAAUUUGAUGAGAAACUGAGUAAAGCCAAAGGAUUAUUCUCAAGAAAAAAUGAUAAGGUAUCUGAACCCGAAAAACUAAAAGAAUCUAUCGAUAUACCGCGGGAUAUAGAAAAACCUUUUAAAGAAUUAACUGCUAAUGAGCAAAAUAUGUUGCAAUUGAUAUCAUUCGAUGAUGAAGUUCAAAAAAUUAUUAAUACCUACUUUGUUUACGAUGAGCCUGAACAAACGAUGACGGAAAAAAUUGAUGACAUAAAAGAGAAUAAUGAUUCAAUAAAAAGAAUAAUUGUAACAAGAAUAAUAAAAACAAAGUUUUCAGAUAAACGAAACGUACUUCAAAAAUUAAAAAUUGUCACCAUAAUAACUACUACUUACGAAUAUCCAGAUGGGACUUACAAGACUGAAAUGAAUGGAAGCACAAUUCUUACUGAUGUAAAUGAAGAAAAUGAAUUUGAUAUAUUGGAAUUGAAUGAUUAUAAUAUUCUAGAAAGUAAAAAAAUGGAAGAAGAGCAAUCCGAAAGUAUGAUAAUUAUUAAUGGAAAAAGUACAAAACAAAGAAUGACAGUUGUAACCGUGAAAGAAAUAUUAACAACGAAAACGAGAUCUAAAUUUAAGGAAAAAGUAACCGUAAAUACUUCAAAGGAAAUAUUUAUAAACAGAAUUCCCACAACUGUACAUGUAAUUGUUAUCUAUAUUUCAGAUUAUAAUAUAAAACGACAAACUUGUGAAAAUCGAAAACUUUCAAAGGUUGUCAUAACAUCAAAACACUUAGAACCAGUACAUACACAUUUAAUUAAAGAAACAGACACGAAAGAAAAACCAAGUCAAGAAGAUGACGUUGAUUCAACCUUAAAGAAGCUUAUUUCAGACUCCAAUAAAGCAAGUUCUAUCACGAUGGUAGAAUCAAAGGAGCACCAUGUAAGCCAUGACAAAGAAACUUUUGAGGAACCAAGUCCUGAUAAAGAAACAGUUGCAGACAAAGCAAAGCCUUUCGAAAAAGAACCUAGCCCCUUAAAUGAGGUAAUUGAUAAAUUAGAGAAACCAACUAGUAAGGAGCCAAGCCCAGUUAAAGAAACAGUUGACGACAAAGAGAAGCUUUUCGAAAAGGAACAUAGCCCCGUUGAGGUGACCAUUGAUAAAUUCGAAAAACCAUCUGGUAAAGAGCCAAGUCCUAUUAAAGAAACAAUUGAUGACAAAGAAAAGUCUUCCAAAAAGGAGCCAAGCCCAGUUAAAGAAACAGUUGAUGACAAAGAGCAGCUUUUCGAAAAGGAACAUAGCCCCAUUGAGGUGACCAUUGAUAAAUUAGAGAAACCAUCUGGUAAGGAGCCAAGUCCUAUUAAAGAAACAAUUGAUGACAAAGAAAAGUCUUUCAAAAAGGAGCCAAGUCCUGUUAAAGAAACCGUUGAUGACAAAGAAAAGCCUUUCGAAAAGGAACCUAGCCACGUUAAGGAGGCAAUUGAUAAAUUGGACAAACCAACAGCUAAAGAGCCAAGUCCAGUCAAAGAAAUAGUUGAUGAUAAAACAAAACCUUUCGAAAAAGAACCUAGUCCCGAUAAGGAGAUAAUUGAUAAAUCAGAGCAACCUACUGGUAAGGAACAAAGUCCUGUUAAAGAAACAGUUGAUGGAAAAGCAAUGCCUUUAGAAAAAGAACCAAGCCCCGUAAGGAAGGUUGCUGACAAAUUAGAGAAACCAACUGCUAAGGAGCCAAGACCUGUUAAAGAAACAGUUGAUGACAAGGCAAAACCUUUCGAAAAAGAAGCGAGUCCCGUGAAGGAGGUUGCUGACAAAUUAGAAAAAGCAACUGCUAAGGAGCCAAGCCCUGUUACAGAAACAGUUGAUGACAAAGCAAAACCUGUCGAAACAGAACCGAGCCCCGUUAAGGAGGUUGCUGACAAAUUAGAGAAACCGACUGCUAAGGAGCCCAGCCCUGUAAAAGAAACAGUUGAUGACAAAGCAAAACCUGUAGAAACAGAACCGAGCCCCGUUAAGGAGGUUGCUGACAAAUUAGAGAAACCAACUGCUAAGGAGCCAAGCCCUGCUAAAGAAACAGUUGAUGACAAAGAAAAACCUUUCGAAAAAGAACCGAGCCCCGUUAAGGAGGUUGCUGACAAAUUAGAAAAAGCAACUGCUAAGGAGCCAAGCCCUGUUACAGAAACAGUUGAUGACAAAGCAAAACCUGUCGAAACAGAACCGAGCCCCGUUAAGGAAACAAUUGAUAAAUUGGAGCAACCACCAAGCAAGGAGCCAAGUCCUGUUAAAGAAACACUUGAUGACAAAGCAAAACCUUUCGAAAAAGAACCGAGCCCCGUUAAGGAGGUUGCUGACAAAUUAGAAAAAGCAACUGCUAAGGAGCCAAGCCCUGUUACAGAAACAGUUGAUUACGAAGCAAAACCUUUCGAAAAAGAACCGGGCCCCGUUAAGGAGGUUGGUGACAAAUUAGAAAAACCAACUGCUAAGGAGCCAAGCCCUGUUAAAGAAACAGUUGAUGACAAAGCAAAACCUUUCGAAAAAGAACCGAGCCCCGUUAAGGAGGUUGCUGACAAAUUAGAGAAACCAACUGCUAAGGAGUCAAGCCCUGUAAAGGAAACAAUUGAUAAAUUAGAGCAACCGACCAGUAAGGAGACAAGUCCUGUAAAAGAAAUAGUUGAUGAUAAAACGAAACCUUUGGAAAAAGAACCGAGCCCCGUUAAGGAGGCAAUUGAUAAAUUAGAGAAACCAACUGCUAAGGAGCCAAGCCCUGCUAAAGAAACAGUUGAUGACAAAGAAAAACCUUUCGAAAAAGAACCGAGCCCCGUUAAGGAGGUUGCUGACAAAUUAGAAAAAGCAACUGCUAAGGAGCCAAGCCCUGUUACAGAAACAGUUGAUGACAAAGCAAAACCUGUCGAAACAGAACCGAGCCCCGUUAAGGAGGUUGCUGACAAAUUAGAAAAAGCAACUGCUGAGGAGCCAAGCCCUGUAACAGAAAAAGUUGAUUACAAAGCAAAACCUUUCGAAAAAGAACCGAGCCCCGUUAAGGACUUUGCUGACAAAUUAGAGAAACCAACUGCUAAGGAGCCAAGCCCUGUAAAAGAAACAGUUGAUGACAAAGCAAAACCUGAAGAAACAGAACCGAGCCCCGCUAAGGAGGUUGCUGACAAAUUAGAGAAACCAACUGCUAAGGAGCCAAGCCCUGUAAAGGAAACAAUUGAUAAAUUAGAGCAACCGACCAGUAAGGAGACAAGUCCUGUAAAAGAAAUAGUUGAUGAUAAAACGAAACCUUUGGAAAAAGAACCGAGCCCCGUUAAGGAGGCAAUUGAUAAAUUAGAGCAACCAACUGCUAAGGAGCCAAGUCCUGUUAAAGAAACACUUGAUGACAAAGGAAAACCUUUCGAAAAAGAACAGAGCCCCGUGAAGGAGGUUGCUGACAAAUUAGAAAAAGCAACUGCUAAGGAGCCAAGCCCUGUUACAGAAACAGUUGAUGACAAAGCAAAACCUGUCGAAACAGAACCGAGCCCCGUUAAGGAGGUUGCUGACAAAUUAGAGAAACCGACUGCUAAGGAGCCCAGCCCUGUAAAAGAAACAGUUGAUGACAAAGCAAAACCUGUAGAAACAGAACCGAGCCCCGUUAAGGAGGUUGCUGACAAAUUAGUGAAACCAACUGCUAAGGAGCCAAGCCCUGCUAAAGAAACAGUUGAUGACAAAGCAAAACCUUUCGAAAAAGAACCGAGCCCCGUUAAGGAGGUUGCUGACAAAUUAGAAAAAGCAACUGCUAAGGAGCCAAGUCCUGUUACAGAAACAGUUGAUGACAAAGCAAAACCUGUCGAAACAGAACCGAGCCCCGUUAAGGAAACAAUUGAUAAAUUGGAGCAACCACCAAGCAAGGAGCCAAGUCCUGUUAAAGAAACACUUGAUGACAAAGCAAAACCUUUCGAAAAAGAACCGAGCCCCGUUAAGGAGGUUGCUGACAAAUUAGAAAAAGCAACUGCUGAGGAGCCAAGCCCUGUUACAGAAAAAGUUGAUUACAAAGCAAAACCUUUCGAUAAAGAACCGAGCCCCGUUAAGGACUUUGCUGACAAAUUAGAGAAACCAACUGCUAAGGAGCCAAGCCAGGUAAAAGAAACAGUUGAUGACAAAGCAAAACCUGUAGAAACAGAACCGAGCCCCGUUAAGGAGGUUGCUGACAAAUUAGAGAAACCAACUGCUAAGGAGCCAAGCCCUGUUAAGGAACUCAUUGAUAAAUUAGAGCAACCGACCAGUAAGGAGACAAGUCCUGUAAAAGAAAUAGUUGAUGAUAAAACGAAACCUUUGGAAAAAGAACCGAGCCCCGUUAAGGAGAUUGCUGACAAAUUAGAAAAAGCAACUGCUAAGGAGCCAAGCCCUGUUACAGAAACAGUUGAUGACAAAGCAAAACCUGUCGAAACAGAACCGAGCCCCGUUAAGGAGGUUGCUGACAAAUUAGAGAAACCGACUGCUAAGGAGCCAAGCCCCGUAAAAGAAACAGUUAAUGACAAAGCAAAACCUUUCGAAAAAGAACCUAGCCCCGUUAAGGAAACAAUUGAUAAAUUGGAGAAACAAACAAGCAAGGAGCCAAGUCCUGUUAAAGAAACACUUUAUGACAAAGCAAAACCUUUCGAAAAAGAACCGAGCCCCGUUAAGGAGGUUGCUGACAAAUUAGAACAACCAACUGUUAAGGAGCCAAGCCCUGUUAAAGAAACAGUUGAUGACAAAGCAAAACCUUUCGAAAAAGAACCGAGCCCCAUUAAGGAGGUUGCUGACAAAUUAGAGAAACCAACUGCUAAGGAGCCAAGCCCUGUAAAAGACACAGUUGAUGACAAAGCAAUACCUUUCGAAAAAGAACCUAGUCCCGUUAAGGAGGCAAUUGAUAAAUUAGAGCAACCAACUGCUAAGGAGCCAAGUCCUGUUACAGAAACAGUUGAUGACAAAGCAAAACCUGUCAAAACAGAACCGAGCCCCGUUAAGGAGGUUGCUGACAAAUUAGAGAAACCAACUGCUAAGGAGCCAAGCCCUGUUAAAGAAACAGUUGAUGACAAAGAAAAAACUUUCGAAAAAGAACCGAGCCCCGGUAAGGAGGCAAUUGAUAAAUUAGAGCAACCAGCCGGUAAGGAGCCAAGUCCUGUCAAAGAAAUAGUUGGUGAUAAAACAAAAACUUUCGAAAAAGAACCUAGCCCCGUUAAGGAGGUUGCUGACAAAUUAGAGAAACCAACUGCUAAGGAGCCAAGCCCUGUAAAAGACACAGUUGAUGACAAAGCAAUACCUUUCGAAAAAGAACCUAGUCCCGUUAAGGAGGCAAUUGAUAAAUUAGAGCAACCAACUGCUAAGGAGCCAAGUCCUGUUACAGAAACAGUUGAUGACAAAGCAAAACCUGUCAAAACAGAACCGAGCCCCGUUAAGGAGGUUGCUGACAAAUUAGAGAAACCGACUGCUAAGGAGCCAAGCCCCGUAAAAGAAACAGUUGAUGACAAAGCAAAACCUUUCGAAAAAGAACCUAGCCCCGUUAAGGAAACAAUUGAUAAAUUGGAGCAACAAACAAGCAAGGAGCCAAGUCCUGUUAAAGAAACACUUGAUGACAAAGCAAAACCUUUCGAAAAAGAACCGAGCCCCGUUAAGGAGGUUGCUGACAAAUUAGAACAACCAACUGCUAAGGAGCCAAGCCCUGUUAAAGAAACAGUUGAUGACAAAGCAAAACCUUUCGAAAAAGAACCGAGCCCCAUUAAAGAGGUUGCUGACAAAUUAGAGAAACCAACUGCUAAGGAGCCAAGCCCUGUAAAAGACACAGUUGAUGACAAAGCAAUACCUUUCGAAAAAGAACCUAGUCUCGUUAAGGAGGCAAUUGAUAAAUUAGAGCAACCAACUGCUAAGGAGCCAAGUCCUGUUACAGAAACAGUUGAUGACAAAGCAAAACCUGUCAAAACAGAACCGAGCCCCGUUAAGGAGGUUGCUGACAAAUUAGAGAAACCGACUGCUAAGGAGCCAAGCCCCGUAAAAGAAACAGUUGAUGACAAAGCAAAACCUUUCGAAAAAGAACCUAGCCCCGUUAAGGAAACAAUUGAUAAAUUGGAGCAACAAACAAGCAAGGAGCCAAGUCCUGUUAAAGAAACACUUGAUGACAAAGCAAAACCUUUCGAAAAAGAACCGAGCCCCGUUAAGGUGGUUGCUGACAAAUUAGAGAAACCGACUGCUAAGGAGCCAAGCCCCGUAAAAGAAACAGUUGAUGACAAAGCAAAACCUUUCGAAAAAGAACCUAGCCCCGUUAAGGAAACAAUUGAUAAAUUGGAGCAACAAACAAGCAAGGAGCCAAGUCCUGUUAAAGAAACACUUGAUGACAAAGCAAAACCUUUCGAAAAAGAACCGAGCCCCGUUAAGGAGGUUGCUGACAAAUUAGAACAACCAACUGCUAAGGAGCCAAGCCCUGUUAAAGAAACAGUUGAUGACAAAGCAAAACCUUUCGAAAAAGAACCGAGCCCCAUUAAGGAGGUUGCUGACAAAUUAGAGAAACCAACUGCUAAGGAGCCAAGCCCUGUAAAAGACACAGUUGAUGACAAAGCAAUACCUUUCGAAAAAGAACCUAGUCCCGUUAAGGAGGCAAUUGAUAAAUUAGAGCAACCAACUGCUAAGGAGCCAAGUCCUGUUAAAGAAACACUUGAUGACAAAGGCAAACCUUUCGAAAAAGAACAGAGCCCCGUUAAGGAGGUUGCUGACAAAUUAGAAAAAGCAAUUGCUAAGGAGCCAAGCCCUGUUACAGAAACAGUUGAUUACAAAGCAAAACCUGUCGAAACAGAACCGAGCCCCGUUAAGGAGGUUGCUGACAAAUUAGAGAAACAAACUGCUAAGGAGCCAAGCCCUGUUAAAGAAACAGUUGAUGACAAAGCAAAACCUUUCGAAAAAGAACCGAGCCCCGUUAAGGAGGUUGCUGACAGAUUAGAGAAACCAACCGCUAAGGAGGCAAGCCCUGUAAAAGAAACAGUUGAUGACAAAACAAUACCUUUCGAAAAAGAACCUAGCCCCAUUAAGGAGGCAAUUUAUAAAUUAGAGAAACCAACAGCUAAAGAGCCAAGUACUGUAAAAGAAACAGUUGAUGACAAAGCAAAACAUUUCGAAAAAGAACCGAGCCCCAUUAAGGAGGUUGCUAACAAAUUAGAGAAACCAACUGGUAAGGAGCCAAGUCCUGUUAAAGAAACUGUUAAUGACAAAGAAAAGCCUUUCGAAAAAGAACCGAGCCCCGUUAAGGAGAUUGCUGAAAAAUUAGAGAAACCAUCUGCUAAGGAGACAAGCCCUGUUAAAGAAACAGUUGAUGACAAAGAAAAACCUUUCGAAAAAGAACCGAGCCCCGUUAAGGAGGUUGCUGACAAAUUAGAGAAACCAACUGCUAAGGAGCCAAGCCCUGUAACAGAAACAGUUGAUGACAAAGCAAUACCUUUCGAAAAAGAACCUUGUCCCGUCAAGGAGACAAUUGAUAAAUUAGAGCAACCAACCGGUAAGGAGCCAAGUCCUGUCAAAGAAAUGGUUGAAGAUAAAACAAAACUUUUCGAAAAAGAACCUAGUCCCGUUAAGGAGGCAAUUGAUAAAUUAGAGCAACCAGCCGGUAAGGAGCCAAGUCCUGUCAAAGAAACAGUUGGUGAUAAAACAAAAACUUUCGAAAAAGAACCUAGUCCCGUUAAGGAGGCAAUUGAUAAAUUAGAGAAACCAACAGCUAAAGAGCCAAGUCCUGUUAAAGAAAAAGUUGAUGAAAAAGCACAAAUCUUCGAAAAAGAACCGAGCCCCGUUAAGGAGGUUGCUGACAAAUUAGAAAAAGCAACUGCUAAGGAGCCAAGCCCUGUUAAAGAAACAGUUGAUGACAAAGCAAAACCUUUCGAAAAAGAACCGAGCUCCGUUAAGGAGGUUGCCUACAAAUUUGAGAAACCAACUGCUAAGGAGCCAAGCCCUAUCAAAGAAACAAUUGAUGACAAAGCAAAACCUUUCGAAAAAGAACCGAGCCCCGUUAAGGAGGUUGCUGACAAAUUAGAACAACCAACUGCUAAGGAGCCAAGCCCUGUUACAGAAACAGUUGAUUACGAAGCAAACAUUGUCGAAACAGAACCGAGCCCUGUUAAGGAGGUUGCUGACAAGUUAGAGAAACUAACUGCUAAGGAGCUAAGCCCUGUUAAAGAAACAGUUGAUGACAAAGCAAAACCUUUCGAAAAAGAACCGAGCCCCGUUAAGGAGAUUGCUGAAAAAUUAGAGAAACCAACUGCUAAGGAGCCAAGCCCUGUUACAGAAACAGUUGAUUACGAAGCAAACAUUGUCGAAACAGAACCGAGCCCUGUUAAGGAGGUUGCUGACAAGUUAGAGAAACUAACUGCUAAGGAGCUAAGCCCUGUUAAAGAAACAGUUGAUGACAAAGCAAAACCUUUCGAAAAAGAACCGAGCCCCGUUAAGGAGAUUGCUGAAAAAUUAGAGAAACCAACUGCUAAGGAGCCAAGUCCUGUUACAGAAACAGUUGAUGACAACGCAAUACCUUUCGAAAAAGAACCUAGUCCCGUCAAGGAGACAAUUGAUAAAUUAGAGCAACCAACCGGUAAGAAGCCAAGUCCUGUUAAAGAAACAGUUGAUGAAAACGCAAUACCUUUCGAAAAAGAACCUAGUCCCGUCAAGGAGACAAUUGAUAAAUUAGAGCAACCAACCAGUAAGGAGCCAAGUCCUGUUAAAGAAACAGUUGAUGACAAAGCAAAACCUUUCGAAAAAGAACCUAGUCCCGUUAAGGAGACAAUUGAUAAAUUAGAGCAACCAGCCGGUAAGGAGCCAAGUCCUGUCAAAGAAAUAAUUGGCGAUAAAACAAAACCUUUCGAAAAAGAACCGAUUCCCGUUAAGGAGACGAUUGAUAAAUCAGAGCAACCAGCCGGUAAGGAGCCAAGUCCUGUCAAAGAAAUAAUUGGCGAUAAAACAAAACCUUUCGAAAAAGAACCGAUUCCCGUUAAGGAGACAAUUGACAAAUCAGAGCAACCAGCCGGUAAGGAGCCAAGUCCUGUUAAAGAAAAAAUUGAUGACAAAGCAAAACCUUUCGAAAAAGAACCGAGCCCCAUUAAGGAGGUUUCUGACAAAUUAGAAAAAGCAACUGCUAAGGAGCCAAGCCCUGUUAAAGAAACAGUUGAUGAAAAAGCAAAACCUUUCGAAAAAGAACCGAGCCCCGUUAAGGAGGUUGCUGACAAAUUAGAAAAAGCAACUGCUAAGGAGCCAAGCCCUGUUACAGAAACAGUUGAUAACGAAGCAAAACCUUUCGAAAAAGAACCGAGCCCCGUUAAGGAGGUUGGUGACAAAUUAGAAAAACCAACUGCUAAGGAGCCAAGCCCUGUUAAAGAAACAGUUGAUGACAAAGCAAAACCUUUCGAAAAAGAACCGAGCCCCGUUAAGGAGGUUGCUGACAAAUUAGAGAAAGCAACUGCUUACGAGCCAAGUCCUGUCAAAGAAAUAGUUGAUGAUAAAACAAAACCUUUUGAAAAAGAACCGAGCCCCGUUAAGAAGACAAUUGAUAAAUCAGAGCAACCAGCCGGUAAGGAGCCAAGUCCUGUCAAAGAAACAGUUGGUGAAAAAGCACAAAUCUUCGAAAAAGAACCGAGCCCCGUUAAGGAGGUUGCUGACAAAUUAGAAAAAGCAACUGCCAAGGAGCCAAUUCCUGUUAAAGAAACAGUGGAUGACAAAGCAAAACCUUUUGAAAAAGAACCGAGCCCAGUAAAGGAGGUUGCUGUCAAAUUAGAGAAACCAACUGGUAAGGAGCCAAGUCCUGUUAAAGAAACAGUUGAUGACAAAGCAAUAGCUUUCGAAAAAGAACCUAGCCCUGAUAAGGAGGCAAUUGAUAAAUUAGAGAAGCCAACAGCUAAAGAGCCAAUUCAUGUUAAUGAAAAAGUUGAAGAAAAAGCACAACUCGUCAAUAAAGAACCGAGCCCCGUUAAGGAGGUUGCUGACAAAUUAGAAAAAGCAACUGCCGAGGAGCCAAGUAUUGUUAGAGAAACAGUUGAUGACAAAGCAAAACCUUUCGAAAAAGAACCGAGCCCAGUUCAGGAGGUUGCUGACAAAUUAGAGAAACCAACUGCUAAGGAGCCAAGCCCUGUUACAGAAACAGUUGAUUACGAAGCAAACAUUGUCGAAACAGAACCGAGCCCCGUUAAGGAGGUUGCUGACAAGUUAGAGACACUAACUGAUAAGGAGCUAAGCCCUGUUAAAGAAACAGUUGAUGACAAAGCAAAACCUUUCGAAAAAGAACCGAGCCCCGUUAAGGAGAUUGCUGACAAAUUAGAGAAAGCAACUGCUAAGGAGCCAAGUCCUGUUACAGAAACAGUUGAUGACAACGCAAUACCUUUCGAAAAAGAACCUAGUCCCGUCAAGGAGACAAUUGAUAAAUUGGAGCAACCAACCGGUAAGAAGCCAAGUCCUGUUACAGAAACAGUUGAUGACAACGCAAUACCUUUCGAAAAAGAACCUAGUCCCGUCAAGGAGACAAUUGAUAAAUUAGAGCAACCAACCAGUAAGGAGCCAAGUCCUGUUACAGAAAAAGUUGAGGAAAAAGCACAACUCGUCAAAAAAGAACCGAGCCCCGUUAAGGAGGUUGCCGACAAAUUAGAGAAACUAACUGCUAAGGAGCCAAGUCCUGUUAAAGAAACAGUUGAUGACAAAGCAAUAGCUUUCGAAAAAGAACCUAGCCCUGUUAAGGAGGCAAUUGAUAAAUUAGAGAAACAAACAGCUAAAGAGCCAAGUCCUGUUACAGAAAAAGUUGAGGAAAAAGCACAACUCGUCAAAAAAGAACCGAGCCCCGUUAAGGAGGUUGCUGACAAAUUAGAGAAACCUACUGCUAAGGAGCCAAGCCCUGCUAAAGAAACAGUUGAUGACAAAGCAAAACCUUUCGAAAAAGAACCGAGCCCCGUUAAGGAGGUUGCUGACAAAUUAAAAAAAGCAACUGCUAAGGAGCCAAGCCCUGUUACAGAAACAGUUGAUGACAAAGCAAAACCUGUCGAAACAGAACCGAGCCCCGUUAAGGAGAAUGCUGACAAAUUAGAGAAACCGACUGUUAAGGAGCCCAGCCCUGUAAAAGAAACAGUUGAUGACAAAGCAAAACCUUUCGAAAAAGAACCGAGCCCCGUUAAGGAGGUUGCUGACAAAUUAGAAAAAGCAACUGCUAAGGAGCCAAGCCCUGUUACAGAAACAGUUGAUGACAAAGCAAAACCUGUCGAAACAGAACCGAGCCCCGUUAAGGAAACAAUUGAUAAAUUGGAGCAACCACCAAGCAAGGAGCCAAGUCCUGUUAAAGAAACACUCGAUGACAAAGCAAAACCUUUCGAAAAAGAACCGAGCCCCGUUAAGGAGGUUGCUGAUAAAUUAGAGAAACCAACUGCUAAAGAGCCAAGCCCUGUUAAAGAAACAGUUGAUGACAAAGCAAAACCUUUCGAAAAAGAACCGAGCCCCGUUAAGGAGGUUGCUGACAAAUUAGAAAAAGCAACUGCUAAGGAGCCAAGCCCUGUUACAGAAAAAGUUGAUGACAAAGCAAAACCUGUCGAAACAGAACCGAGCCCCGUUAAGGAGGAUGCUGACAAAUUAGAGAAACCGACUGCUAAGGAGCCCAGCCCUGUAAAAGAAACAGUUGAUGACAAAGCAAAACCUUUCGAAAAAGAACCGAGCCCUGUUAAGGAGGUUGCUGAUAAAUUAGAGAAACCAACUGCUAAGGAGCCCAGCUCUGUAAAAGAAACAGUUGAUGACAAAGCAAAACCUUUCGAAAAAGAACCGAGCCCCGUUAAGGAGGUUGCUGACAAAUUAGAAAAAGCAACUGCUAUGGAGCUAAGCCCUGUUACAGAAACAGUUGAUGACAAAGCAAAACCUGUCGAAACAGAACCGAGCCCCGUUAUGGAAACAAUUGAUAAAUUGGAGCAACCACCAAGCAAGGAGCCAAGUCCUGUUAAAGAAACACUCGAUGACAAAGCAAAACCUUUCGAAAAAGAACCGAGCCCCGUUAAGGAGGUUGCUGAUAAAUUAGGGAAACCAACUGCUAAAGAGCCAAGCCCUGUUAAAGAAACAGUUGAUGACAAAGUAAAACUUAUCGAAAAAGAACCGAGCCCCGUUAAGGAGGUUGCUGACAAAUUAGAAAAAGCAACUGCUAAGGAGCCAAGCCCUGUUACAGAAACAGUUGAUGACAAAGCAAAACCUGUAGAAACAGAUCCGAGCCCCGUUAAGGAGGAUGCUGACAAAUUAGAUAAACCGACUGCUAAGGAGCCCAGCCCUGUAAAAGAAACAGUUGAUGACAAAGCAAAACCUUUCGAAAAAGAACCGAGCCCCGUUAAGGAAGUUGCUGACAAAUUAGAAAAAGCAACUGCUAAGGAGCCAAGCCCUGUUACAGAAACAGUUGAUGACGAAGCAAAACCUGUCGAAACAGAACCGAGCCCCGUUAAGGAAACAAUUGAUAAAUUGGAGCAACCACCAAGCAAGGAGCCAAGUCCUGUUAAAGAAACACUUGAUGACAAAGCAAAACCUUUCGAAAAAGAACCGAGCCCCGUUAAGGAGGUUGCUGAUAAAUUAGAGAAACCAACUGCUAAAGAGCCAAGCCCUGUUAAAGAAACAGUUGAUGACAAAGCAAAACCUUUCGAAAAAGAACCGAGCCCCGUUAAGGAGGUUGCUGACAAAUUAGAAAAAGCAACUGCUAAGGAGCCAAGCCCUGUUACAGAAACAGUUGAUGACAAAGCAAAACCUGUUGAAACAGAACCGAGCCCCGUUAAGGAGGAUGCUGACAAAUUAGAGAAACCGACUGCUAAGGAGCCCAGCCCUGUAAAAGAAACAGUUGAUGACAAAGCAAAACCUUUCGAAAAAGAACCGAGCCCCGUUAAGGAGGUUGCUGACAAAUUAGAAAAAGCAACUGCUAAGGAGCCAAGCCCUGUUACAGAAACAGUUGAUGACAAAGCAAUACCUUUCGAAAAAGAACCUAGUCCGAUCAAGGAGACAAUUGAUAAAUUAGAGCAACCAACCGGUAAGGAGCCAAGUCCUGUUAAAGAAACAAUUGAUGACAAAGCAAUACCUUUCGAAAAAGAACCUAGCCCGAUCAAGGAAACAAUUGAUAAAUUAGAGCAAUCAACCAGUAAGGAGCCAAGUCCUGUCAAAGAAACAGUAGAUGAUAAAACAAAACUUUUCGAAAAAGUACCAAGUCCCGUCAAGGAGACAAUUGAUAAAUUAGAGCAAUCAACCAGUAAGGAGCCAAGUCCUGUCAAAGAAACAGUAGAUGAUAAAACAAAACCUUUUGAAAAAGAACAGAGUCCCGUUAAGGAGACAAUUGAUAAAUUAAAGCAACCAACCGGUAAGGAGCCAAGUCCUGUUAAAGAAACAAUUGAUGACAAAGCAAUACCUUUCGAAAAAGAACCUAGUCCCGUCAAGGAGACAAUUGAUAAAUUAGAGCAACCAACCGGUAAGGAGCCAAGUCCUGUCAAAGAAACACUAGAUGAUAAAACAAAACCUUUCGAAAAAGAACCUAGUCCCGUCAAGGAGACAAUUGAUAAAUUAGAGCAAUCAACCAGUAAGGAGCCAAGUCCUGUCAAAGAAACAGUAGAUGAUAAAACAAAACCUUUUGAAAAAGAACAGAGUCCCGUUAAGGAGACAAUUGAUAAAUUAAAGCAACCAACCGGUAAGGAGCCAAGUCCUGUUAAAGAAACAAUUGAUGACAAAGCAAUACCUUUCGAAAAAGAACCUAGUCCCGUCAAGGAGACAAUUGAUAAAUUAGAGCAACCAACCGGUAAGGAGCCAAGUCCUGUCAAAGAAACACUAGAUGAUAAAACAAAACCUUUCGAAAAAGAACCUAGUCCCGUCAAGGAGACAAUUGAUAAAUUAGAGCAACCAACCGGUAAGGAGCCAAGUCCUGUCAAAGAAACAGCAGAUGAUAAAACAAAACCUUUUGAAAAAGAACCGAGCCCCGUUAAGGAGGUUGCUGACAAAUUAGAAAAAGCAACUGCUAAGGAGCCAAGCCCUGUUACAGAAACAGUUGAUGACAAAGCAAUACCUUUCGAAAAAGAACCUAGCCCGAUCAAGGAAACAAUUGAUAAAUUAGAGCAAUCAACCAGUAAGGAGCCAAGUCCUGUCAAAGAAACAGUAGAUGAUAAAACAAAACUUUUCGAAAAAGAACCAAGUCCCGUCAAGGAGACAAUUGAUAAAUUAGAGCAACCAACCGGUAAGGAGCCAAGUCCUGUUACAGAAACAGUUGAUGACAAAGCAAAACCUUUCGAAAAAGAACCGAGCCCCGUUAAGGAGGUUGCUGACAAAUUAGAGAAAGAAACUGCUAAGGAGCCAAGCCCUGUUAAAGAAAAAGUUGAUGACAAAGCAAUACCUUUUGAAAAGGAACCUAGCCCCGUAAAGGAGGCAGUUGAUAAAUCAGAGAAACCAACUGGUAAGGAUCCAAGUCCAGUUAAAGAAAAAGAACCUAGUCCCGUUAAGGAGACGAUUGACACAUCAGAAAAAGCAAUCAGCAAGGAGCCAAGCCCUGUUAAAGAAAUUGCUGAUGACAAAGCAAAACCUUUAGAAAAAGAACCUAGUCCUGUUAAGGAGACAAUUUAUGAAUUAGAAAAACAAAUUGAAAAGGAGCCAAGUCCUGUUAAAGAAGCAGUUGAUGAAAAAGCAAAACUUUUCGAAAAAGAACCUAGCCCCGUUAAAGAGGUUGCCGACAAAUUAGAGAAACCAACUGAUAAGGAGUCAAGUCCGGUUAAAGGGACAGUUGAUGACAAAGAAAAGCCUUUCGAAAAAGAACCUAGCCCCCUUAAAGAGGUUACUGACAAAUCAGAAAAACUGACCAGUAAGGUCCCAAGUCCUGUUAAAGAAACAGUUGAUGAGAAAGCAAAAUCUUUCGAAAAGGAACCUAGCCCCGCUAGGGAUACAAUUGAUAAAUUAGAGCAACCAACUGGUAAGGAGCCAAGCCCUGUUAAAGAAUCAGUUGCGGACAAAGGGAAAAUUUUCGAUAAGGAACCGAUUCUCGUUAAAAAGGUUAUUGAUAAAUUAGAACAACCAACUGAAAGGGAGCCAAGCCCUGUUAAAGAAACAGUUGAUGAUAAAGAAAAACGUGUCGAAAAAGAACCUAGUCCCGUCAAGGAGACAAUUGAUAAAUUAGAGCAACCAACCGGUAAGGAGCCAAGUCCUGUCAAAGAAACAGCAGAUGAUAAAACAAAACCUUUUGAAAAAGAACCGAGCCCCGUUAAGGAGCCAAGUCCUGUUACAGAAACAGUUGAUGACAAAGCAAUACCUUUAGAAAAAGAACCUAGUCCUGUUAAGGAGAUAAUUAAUGAAUUAGAAAAACAAAUUGAAAAGGAGCCAAGUCCUGUUAAAGAAGCAGUUGAUGAAAAAGCAAAACCUUUCAAAAAAGAACCUAGCCCCGUUAAAGAGGUUGCCGACAAAUUAGAGAAACCAACUGAUAAGGAGUCAAGUCCGGUUAAAGUAACAGUUGAUGACCAAGAAAAGCCUUUCGAAAAAGAACCUAGCCCCGUUAAAGAGGUUACUGGCAAAUCAGAAAAACUGACCAGUAAGGUCCCAAGUCCUGUUAAAGAAACAGUUGAUGAGAAAGCAAAAUCUUUCGAAAAGGAACCUAGCCCCGCUAGGGAUACAAUUGAUAAAUUAGAGCAACCAACUGGUAAGGAGCCAAGUCCAGUUAAAGAAAAAGAACCUAGUCCCGUUAAGGAGACGAUUGACACAUCAGAAAAACCAAUCAGCAAGGAGCCAAGCCCUGUUAAAGAAAUUGCUGAUGACAAAGCAAAACCUUUAGAAAAAGAACCUAGUCCUGUUAAGGAGACAAUUUAUGAAUUAGAAAAACAAAUUGAAAAGGAGCCAAGUCCUGUUAAAGAAGCAGUUGAUGAAAAAGCAAAACCUUUCGAAAAAGAACCUAGCCCCGUUAAAGAGGUUGCCGACAAAUUAGAGAAACCAACUGAUAAGGAGUCAAGUCCGGUUAAAGGAACAGUUGAUGACAAAGAAAAGCCUUUCGAAAAAGAACCUAGCCCCGUUAAAGAGGUUACUGACAAAUCAGAAAAACUGACCAGUAAGGUCCCAAGUCCUGUUAAAGAAACAGUUGAUGAGAAAGCAAAAUCUUUCGAAAAGGAACCUAGCCCCGCUAGGGAUACAAUUGAUAAAUUAGAGCAACCAACUGGUAAGGAGCCAAGCCCUGUUAAAGAAUCAGUUGCGGACAAAGGGAAAAUUUUUGAUAAGGAACCGAUUCUCGUUAAAAUGGUUAUUGAUAAAUUAGAACAACCAACUGAAAGGGAGCCAAGCCCUGUUAAAGAAACAGUUGAUGAUAAAGAAAAACGUGUCGAAAAAGAAACUAGUCCCGUCAAGGAGACAAUUGAUAAAUUAGAGCAACCAACCGGUAAGGUGCCAAGUCCUGUCAAAGAAACAGUAGAUGAUAAAACAAAACCUUUCGAAAAAGAACCGAGCCCAGUUAAGGAGGUUGCUGACAAAUUAGAGAAAGAAGCUGCUAAGGAGCCAAGCCCUGUUAAAGAAAUUGUUGAUGAUAAAACAAAACCUUUCCAAAAAGAACCUAGUCCCGAUAAGGAGGCAAUUGAUAAAUUAGAGCAACCAACCGGUAAGGAGCCAAGUCAUGUUAAAGAAACACUUGAUGACAAAGCAAAACCUUUCGAAAAAGAUCCGAGCCCCGUUAAGGAGGUUGCUGACAAAUUAGAAAAAGCAACUGCUAAGGAGCCAAGUCAUGUUAAAGAAACACUUGAUGACAAAGCAAAACCUUUCGAAAAAGAUCCGAGCCCCGUUAAGGAGGUUGCUGACAAAUUAGAAAAAGCAACUGCUAAGCAGCCAAGCCCUGUUACAGAAGCAGUUGAUGACAAAGCAAAACAUUUCGAAAAAGAACCGACUCCCGUUAAGGAGGUUGCUGACAAAUUAGAGAAAGCAACUGCUAAGGAGCCAAGCCCUGUUAAAGAAACAGUUGAUGACAAAGCAAUACCUUUGGAAAAGGAACCUAGCCCCGUAAAGGAGGCAGUUGAUAAGUCAGAGAAACCAACUGGUAAGGAUCCAAGUCCAGUUAAAGAAAAAGAACCUAGUCCCGUUAAGGAGACAAUUGACACAUCAGAAAAAUCAAUCAGCAAGGAGCCAAGCCCUGUUAAAGAAAUUGCUGAUGACAAAGCAAAACCUUUCGAAAAAGAACCUAGCCCCGUUAAAGAAGUUGCCGACAAAUUAGAGAAACCAACUGAUAAGGAGUCAAGUCCGGUUAAAGGAACAGUUGAUGACAAAGAAAAGCCUUUUGAAAAAGAACCUAGCCCCGUUAAAGAGGUUACUGAAAAAUCAGAAAAACUGACCAGUAAGGUCCCAAGUCCUGUUAAAGAAACAGUUGAUGUGAAAGCAAAAUCUUUCGAAAAAGAACCUAGCCCCGUUAGGGAUACAAUUGAUAAAUUAGAGCAACCAACUGGUAAGGGGCCAAGCCCUGUUAAAGAAUCAGUUGCGGACAAAGGGAAAAUUUUCGAUAAGGAACCGAUUCUCGUUAAAAAGGUUUCUGAUAAAUUAGAACAACCAACUGAAAGGGAGCCAAGCCCUGUUAAAGAAACAGUUGAUGAUAAAGAAAAACGUGUAGAAAAAGAACCUAGUCCCGUCAAGGAGACAAUUGAUAAAUUAGAGCAACCAUUUGGUAAGGAAUCGAGCCCAGUUAAACAAUCUGUUGAAGAUAAAGAGAAGUCUUUCCAAAAAGAACCUUCGGGACUAGAAACGUCACCACUAAGAGGGACAGUUUUAGAAUCAACUAAGUAUGAAACUUCUACAUUCGAUAUGCCUUCCGAGAUUGAAUUGAUUUCGGAUAAUUUGAAAGUACAUGGAUUUAAAUCUUUUGGUAAAAUGAAAAUCGAUACGAAUGUUCUUAAAGAAUCAAUAACUGAAAAUAGCAUAUGCUUAAAAAGAAAAAGAACAAUUACAACAUUUACUCAAUACUUUGUUAAUUUAUCAGAGAAUAUUAGAAAAACUGUGAUUGUCAAAAGAUGUUUAACGGAGGAUGAAUAUCCUGAUGGAAAUAUUGUGUUUAGCAAAGCCGAAGAUACUUCAACAUUUGAUGAAGUAAUCUCCCCAACGGAAAAAUUAGAUAUAAUUAAGCAAUUUGAAUUACCAAUUGAUCAAGGAAAGAUACAGUUUAAUGGUCAAACAAAUGGCGACCUCUUAGACAAACACAAAAUAUUCGAUAGUAAGGGAAGUCUACCCGAGGACCACGACCUUAUGUCUAGGAGCCUAUACCAGCAACAAAAGCAUACAUUAGAAGAUUCUAUCAGCGGUGAAAUAAAUGCAAAAAUUGAAAAAGAAAAGAAAAUAAUUAAAUCAUCACCCGAUGUCUUAACUGAAAGCACUUAUAGUAGCUCUGAAGACGUGUCCAAGGAAGUUAGCUUAGAAGAAAAAUAUAGUUUUGAAAGUACAGAAAAAGAUAAGAAAACGACGAGCACCAAGACAGCAAAACAAUUGGAAAAACAUCUACAAAAAUCAGAUAAAAUAGAGCAAGAUCGAAUACCACCCACGCAAAUGGUGACUGACAAUUCAGAAGAUGCUGUACAAUUUAUGGAGUCUAUUAAAAAAGCAUUUACUGAUGAUAUUAUACAGCAAGGCAUUAAAACUGAAAGUACUGAAUCCUUAGUAGUUCAUUCGGAAAUUGACAGAGUGUCUACACCACCAACUGUACCUGUCAGUCCUCUUCCGAAGACUCCCAGUGCUUUUUAUGACGUUAAAAUGAGCGAUGGGGUUCAGAGCGAGAUUUCAUAUGAUAAAUCAGAGGGUAGUGAAGAGACAAUUACAAAAAUUGUACACGUUGGCGAGGACGUCCUUACACAAAAAAUUUCUACAUCGACAGAAAAGGUACCGAAGACCAUUAGAAGUACGACAGAGAGUGAUGAUAGUUCUGAUAUACAAGCUCUAACGCAAACCGUAGGCAAAAUCAAGACGGAAACUGAUACUGUCACAAAGAUAAUAAAAGAAGGUGAAAAUGUUGUUACCCAAACAAUAACAACUGUAACAACAAAAGAAAUAAUUUCCAAAGAGGAUGGAACUCCACAAAACGUUAAAACAACUAUAGAAACGACAACUUUGAGUAGAAGUUCAGAUGGCUCUACAACCACAACGAAGGACACUCAAACAUUAUUAUCUGAAUGUUCUUCUAGUCUUAGAUCUACAUCUCAAAUGGAUAUUUUAACUAAAGACGACACCGUGGACAAAGACAGCAUAGGAUCUCGAGAUGAGAGUCAUCAAACAGAAUCAAGUGGCUAUGAGGAAGAUAAGGAACCAAAACGAAAAUAUAAAACCCAAGAAGCCCAGUGGGAAACUGAUGAUCAUGAUAAUGUUGAAGAUACAACUAUAGACACGGAUGUUAGUAAACGUGUAAUUAAAGAAAAUGGUAUUGAUGUAGUAGAAACAAUAACAACAGUUACUAAAAAAGAAACAUUAAGAGUAGAAGAUAAUAAAAAAGUUAUAAAAACAACAAUUGAGACAAAUAUUUGUAAAGAAAAGCCUGACGGUUCCAAGGAUAUACAGAAGAAGGUAGAAGUAAGAACUGAAGAAUUAACUACUGAUGGAAGUAAUAAUAUUGAAAAAAUUAUUGAUGGCCUAAAUAUAUAUGAAGAUCCAGAAGAAAAUGUUUCCACCAAAGUCGAAAAUAUAUUUGAAGAGGGUAUGUCAAUUAAGAGAACAAUUACCACAAAAGUAAUUAAAACAAAAUAUGCUGAUACUGAAGGGCAUAUAAAAAAAAUGAAAACCCUUACGACUGUGACUACGACUGACCAAUAUCCUGAUGGUUCUUCCAAUACAAAAGUAGAUAGUAGUAUAUCUGUUAUAGACCUCAGCGCACCUGAUCUUCUAGAUAGUGUAGAAUUAAGAGAUUUUACAAUACUAGAAGACAAACAAGUAAAUACAGAAAAGCAAGAAAAAAGCAUAAUUAUAAAUGGACAAAAUGCUCAGCAGAUCGUAACAAUAACAACGACUAAAGAAAUUUUAUCAUCAAUUGAUAAGUUAAGAAAAAAAAUAAAAACAACGGUUGAAACUGUCACUGAAUCUAUGUUACCAGAAGGUAUUGUUGAGGUUACAAGAGAUGUAAAGGUUUCUAUUUCAGACUAUCAAAGUGAUGACGACACACAAAGCUUUGAAGGCUUUACUGCAGAGAAGGAUCCUCAAGAAGAAUGCAAAAAAUACUAUGAAACUAUUGUUGUGAAUGGUGAAACCAUUAAGAGGAUAAGAACUGUAACUAUAACUAAACAAUACUUUAACAAUAUAGAAACAAACAUUAGAAGAACAAAAACUACUACAAAGGAAGUUACCGAAGAUGAGUACACCGAUGGUUCUAUCGUUUCAAAAACAAGCGAAAAAGUAUCUAUAACAGAUGAACCACUGGAACUUUUUGCCAAGAUUCAACCCAAAAUAACAUUACUCGAAGGCUCUUGUGAAGAUGAUGAAAGCAAAGCUAAAGUGCUUGAUUCUACGAAUAUCGAAAAUGAAGACAACAAAGAUGUGAAUAUAGAAACUAAAGAAAAUUUUAUAACCAAAGAUGGAAAGUUACUUAAGCAAAUAGUAACAACAACUACAACUAAAGAAAUGGUAUCUUCGGCAAAUGAACCUACAAAGAAAAUCAAAAUAACGGUGGAAACAAUUACUGAAACUGAGCUACCUAACGGUACAAUUGAAGUGUUGAAAGAUGUGAAAGUAUCAAUUGCAGAAGUCGAUAAAGAAAAAACGGAUGUAAGCUUUGCAGACUACACAGAAGUCGGUGAACCACAUACUGAAACAGAUUCCAAAUCUGAAAAAUUAUUAGAAAAUGGAAUCGAAAUAACUAGGACUACAACCAUAACGACUAUCAAACAACAAUACCAAAGUAAUAAAACCUAUUCAAGAAAAGCUAAAACUACUGUUAGAACUACUAUUGAAGACCAGUAUCCUGAUGGCACAAUUGUAACAAAAAAGAGUGAAAAAGUAUUAAUUGAAGAUAUUUAUUCAGAAAUAACACCGACUGAUGAUGAUUCACAAUCUGCUGAAAUGUAUGAGGAUGCUGAAAUUGUAGAAGAUACGUCAGAAGAAUCCGAUAUUAAGAACGAAAUUAUUCACCAAAAUUCUUUGAUUAUAAAACGCACUACUACAACUAACACAAAACGGGAAACAUUAGCCUCAUCUGAUAAAAAUAUCCGACGUUUGAGGACAACAGUUGAAACUAUUACUGAAGAUGAAUACCCAGACGGGUCCAUAGAAACAACAAGGGACGUUAAAAUAACUAUAUCUGAAUAUCAAAAAGCUUCUGAUAGUGACUUGCAAGCUGCUUUGGAAGGUUUUAUAUCUACGGGAAAAACAAAAUCCUUUGUUGAUAAAAAAACAAACAUUCUAACAAUCGAUGGUGAAAAAGUAACACAACACGUAACUACUUAUAUAACUAAGGAAGAACUAAAAAAUAAGAAUUCAAAUGAAACAGCAGUUAAAACUGUUACCGAAACAGUAACUGAAAAUAUAAAAAAGGAUGGGGCAAUUGAGACAACAAAAGACGUCAGGACACAAAUAGUUUAUUUACCUAUGGGAACCUCGUUUGAAGACUUAUCACCGGAACUAGAAGAGAAAUUAACACAAAAAAUUCCUGAAUCAAGAAAAGAACAGUUAAAGAAAGAUGAUAAACCAGUUGUUGCGGAAUUAAAAAUAGUUCCAGCAGAAAUUAAAGUUGAUCAAACAGAAUCAAAAGGAAAGAAACGGUCACCCGUUGGGGAAAUAACCACGGAAACUGAAACUUUUACAAAAUUAAUUAAAGAUGGUGAUAACGAAAUCACACAAACCAUUACUGUGGUUACAACGAAGGAGGUUAUAAGCCCUGAAAAGGUAAAAGUCACAGUUGAAACAACUACUGUAAGUAAAGGAAGUGAUGGUGUCACAAAAACUACAAAAUCAACUAAGACUACGAUCUCCGAGUUUAAAGAAGAAUAUGAAGAAAUUAUUGAUACUGGUGAAAGUGAAAAAUCAUAUUCUAAAUAUUCGUCGAAGGCAGGAGACAUGCGAAGUUCUUCAGCAGCUAGUGACGAUUUAGACCAUCCAGGUAUGUCAACUCCGCCUUCAGAUAUAAGCUCGAGAGAAUCUAGAGCUGCUACUCACGUAUGGGGGACUGAAAGUAGUGGGAUGUACUAUAGUGAUGAAGAUGGUCAGGCAAGUCCCAGCAGUACUAAAUCACAAAUAGCACACUCUCCAAGAUCAAAUCUCAGUUUUGAAUUAGAUGCGAAACAGAAAGAGCAAGACGAUCCUAUGUCCAUGUCUGUUUAUGGGAAAUUGCCAGGGGAUGAUUAUGAAAUGAGCACGUCAGCAAAAACUACUGAUAUAUUUUAUACAGGAGAACCUUCAAUCAAAAAAGUAACAGAUGACUUUUUAACACAUGAAAAAAUAGACUCGGACACAUUUAAAGACAGUGAAGACGUAUCAGUCUCCUCAUUUUUAAAAGAAGCCGAUAAACAGUUUGAAAAAGCUAUAGAAGAGCACAAAAAAAUUAGUGGCUCGACAGUUAUUUCAAGUAUAACAGCGAAAUAUGAACUCGAUCAAGAAAUUCCAACUACUGGUCAGCAAACUACAAAAAUGGAAGAAUCAGUGAUUUCUCUAAAGGAUUUCAAGUCAGACUCAAAGAAAUCAGUUCCACCCCACGAACAAAAGUCAGAAAAACCUAAAGAUUCAAAGGGACAGGGCUCAACCAAAGAUCCAAUUGAAUCGUGGGGAAAACCGCUUGGUUUGCCGAGCCCAAUUCUGCCUUCUGAUGGAAAAAGCACUCCUAAGAAAUUAGUGACGAAUUCUUCUGUUACUAAUAAAAAUAAAAUAAAUCAAGAAAAGAGCAAGGAAGCUAAGGCCGGUUCAGAAUCUCCUAGUAAGAAGAAAUCUCCUGCGCCUAUAUAUAUGGACUUAACUUACGUUCCGCAUCAUGGAAAUUCUUACUAUUCUGCUAUUGAAUUUUUCAAAAGAGUACGAGCACGAUAUUAUGUAUUUUCCGGAACCGAACCGUCGAAGGAAAUAUACAAUGCUCUAUUGGACGCUAAAAAAACAUGGGAAGAUAAAGACUUAGAAGUCACAAUUAUACCCACUUAUGACACAGACGUCCUCGGCUACUGGGUAGCUGAGAACGAAGAAGCCCUCGAAAAAUAUAAAAUUGAUCUGUCACCUUCUGCCUCGCGAUGCACUAUCAAUCUUCAAGACCAUGAAACUUCGUGUGCAGCUUACAGACUCGAGUUCUAGGUGUCGGGUCUAUUUGUAGCCUUCUCAUCGAAGAAGUAGCCUCUGCUUUUGGAAUCCUUCUGAGUGGAAUUGUUCAACGAUCAAAUAUUGCACUUGAAAUAAUGUAUCUACUCAGAAGCGUCGCACACCCGAGGAUGCUACUUCGUAUGAGAUAGUUUGCAAAUAGAUUCAAUGUUUGUGAUAAACGAUAGACAGACAGACUAUUGUGAAAUUCUUUUAAGCUGUAGAUAAAUACUUACUCAAAAACAUGAUUCGAAAUUUACGUGUAGGCAUAAGAAUGGAUCCUAGUGAAACAAGAACUCGAUCGCAUCCAAUACGAAUCUCGACCUAAAAACAAAAACGUCCAUUUUUUUCUAAAACUCUUUUCUAGUAGCGACAUAAAUGAAUACAUGCCAUUUAAAAUCUUAUAUUUCUGAUAAUAUUUUUGAAUUUGGUCUUAUACAAUCAGUAGUGCUUUUAUAUACGAUUUUUAGCAUAACCAGUCCAUUUUGUUUAGCCAAAACACCGCUUGUGCGAAAAAUCUAAAUUUUUGAGAAAUUAUUUUGCUAUCGCAUUGUGAGUUUUAAAAGAGAUUAUGAUAAUGAAAUACGUGGAGUAUUUAUACCACGAGCUUUAAACGGACGUGAUCGUAAUCGAUACGAUUAUUGUAAGCGAUGAUGAAAACUGAUUUGUUAAAAUAACCUGAAGUACAUAAUUUUUUACGACCAGAGUCUAAGUCAAAUAUAUAACGUCUUAAAAAGACAACGUGCGUACUGCACUUCAUUGUUUGAUAGAAGUAAUAUAAUUGUUUCUAAUGUUUACAAAGGCAAAAGUGGUUCGUAAACUUUAAAAUAAAUAAUAAACCAGUGCUAUCUGAUGAUUGAAAAAAAAUCCUCAAUUUUUUCAGUAAUUAGAUAGUAAUUAGAUUUUGCACAAAAAUAGUACUAAUUGAAUAACACUUUGUACUACAUAGGAACGCUUAAAGGCCUGCAUUAAUCGUUCUCAUGUGUACAAGGGUUACGGACACUGCUGCAGUAGUCAUGUGCUACAUCCACUCACCGCCACUUUUGCCUCUGUAAACCAAAAUGAGCCUAAGACGAUAGAGAGCUUAAUUCAUAUUAAAUAAAAUGGUUUAUUAGGACUACUAAAAUUACAGCUGAGUUUUGUGUUGAUAUAUGAUUUUUAUCUAUAUCUGUUAGAUACAUAGUUUUGAUGUUGUUUUUUUCAUGUUACGGUGACUCUAUGAAAGUUAAUCUUUUUUUACAAGUAAAUAUUAAUACGUUUGAUUUUGUACAUUUAAAUUUCUAGUCGAGUCCCAAAUAUAUAUAAAAUAAAUAGUAUUAUAUGUUCCUAUUUGUAUUGAUUUUUGACAUUAAUAAUUUGUUAUUAAAUAUUUAUAAUUGAUAUAAUAAACUACCUAUUCCACUUAAUGAUAAAUUCCUUAAAUUGAAUGUUUUGUACGAAUGGUUCGCGCGAAUGUGAUCACACUACCGUCUAGAGUAGGACGUAAGCUGUACUCGGCCCGCUCGACUUCUGUUGUCGACCGAAGUGUUUCCAUUGUUUCAUUUUGCCAAUGAAAAUAAACUUUUAUGUCAAUUACGUUUAAGUCAUCCAUAGCGAUAAGCUAAUCUAAUGGAAUUCUACUAUUGCUUUCUUUGCCAAACUACCUUUAAAAUAGAAAAAAUUCUGUAUAAUAUUUCAAGCACCAGCACAAUGUAUUUACCUUAAUGACGAAGAUUCGUAACGAUAAAUUAACUAUAUGUCUAUUUAUUUUUUUCGUAUAGCGAUUUAUUUAAUAGUUAUUUUUAUCAUAUACGGCUAUAUAUUGCAUGUUGGUUUGUGUGGAUGAUUGUUGCUUUUAAACGAAUGGACAAGGAAGGUGUAAUUAGGUGUGAUGGGAUAAAUGAGCAUCGUACUGUACUGAUAUAUCGUCUAAAUAUACGUAACUACUUCAAGCAUUCCGAAAAAUUGCAUUUACACUUGAUUUUGGUUUCUUACCUACAUUGAAUAGUAUCAUAGACGAUUUAUUAUUUAAAUUUGGCUAUAAGCUUUUUAUUGCUUUCUGAAUAGAAAAAAAUGAUGUAUCAGUAUUUUACGAUGAAUGCUUUUAAGAGUGCUAGUUUUUUAGCCUUCCUCUUGGCAAGUUUUAAGAUUUCUUUGGCUAACGAGCCUGCCCUGAGAUUUACUAUUGUAUUAGCUAGAACUCUAAUUAAUGCAUAAUAUUAGGAAUUAUAAAAUGUUGUUAAUUAAGAAUUGUAUCAGCUUAGUGAACAUCAAUAGCUCUGAAAAUAAAAUCAUUAUUGAAAUUAUUAAAUGUUGCAUUUUUCUAACCGUUAUUGCGGACGUGUGUUAAUUUUGUCUGCUGUUACAAAAUUUAUUAUACUGUCUAUAAUAAUGUUAAUAAUAAUAGAAUUUGAUGGAUUUAAUGUUCACAAUUCUGAAAUGUUUUAAAGACCAAACUACGCGUAAUUUAUAGUAUUGUUUAUUGUGAUUUGAAUUUGUGAUUAUAUGGCUUUCGUUCCUAUCGCUUCGCGUGAUGGUUUAUUACCGGAAACAUAUCACGUUAUGUGUUUCGGUUCCUACUUUGUAAUAUGCGGGAGGUGUGUUUGUAGAUAGGUAAAUAUCGGCCUGUAGGUAUUAUGGAUAAUAGGGGAAGCUUAUGUGGUGCUAACAACCUGAUGUGGUGGGUAUUGUAGCCGAGCAGGUCGGGGAUAGAGCGUCGUCGACUUGUUCAGGGUUAACACGCUAAUGGUAAGGAGGACUGAUUGUUUCAGUGAUAUUUGUUUUGAUAUUUCCACAGUGAUGUGCUGUUUGAACAUGUUUAAUAAUUUAAAUAAUGAUAUUAGUCCCUAUGUGGAUGUUAGGUAUUUGUAACUAUUAUUAUAUUAUGUAAAUUAAAAAGGUAAAAAAAUAAACCAUUCAUUGUAUCAGUCACGUCGCUAUUCCCCAUUCAGCGUGUUUGGUGAUGUAUAAGAGAUUCAAGUAAAUAAAAUUAUAAAAAUUA
This is a messenger RNA of Colias croceus (clouded yellow), 30830 nucleotides long. RefSeq names its product microtubule-associated protein futsch-like. Gene Ontology annotation, cellular component: microtubule associated complex; synapse; microtubule. Gene Ontology annotation, biological process: regulation of microtubule depolymerization; dendrite development; microtubule cytoskeleton organization. Gene Ontology annotation, molecular function: actin binding; microtubule binding. The coding region runs from base 71 to 27847 and encodes 9258 amino acids. The transcript has 10 exons. Lineage: Eukaryota; Metazoa; Arthropoda; Insecta; Lepidoptera; Pieridae. The record is from RefSeq and is a predicted model, not a curated record.